This is a messenger RNA of Chondrus crispus (carragheen), 1062 nucleotides long. Its product is annotated as WD40 repeat-containing protein. The record is from RefSeq and is a predicted model, not a curated record. Gene Ontology annotation, cellular component: nuclear pore. The coding region runs from base 1 to 1062 and encodes 353 amino acids. Gene Ontology annotation, biological process: RNA export from nucleus; transcription-dependent tethering of RNA polymerase II gene DNA at nuclear periphery. The transcript has a single exon. Gene Ontology annotation, molecular function: ubiquitin binding; RNA binding. Lineage: Eukaryota; Rhodophyta; Florideophyceae; Gigartinales; Gigartinaceae.
AUGGUCUUCUCCGCCGGCGGCUCCGCGCAGCCGCACAACCCGAACGGCGACGUGCUUCUCACGGACCCGCCGUCGGACACGGUACAGUCGCUCUCCUUUUCCCCGCCCACGCUCGCGCCCAAGAGCUUCCUGGUGUCGGCGUCAUGGGACUCGGAGGUCCGGUGCUGGGAGGUGCAGUCCAACGGCUCGUCCACGCCCAUAGGCAUGAUCAAGCACUCAGCCCCCGUGCUGGACGUCGCGUGGAGCGCGGACGGGCGCUCCGUCUUCUCCGCCGGCGCGGAGAAGGUCGCGAAGAUGUGGAUGCUCUCCGGAAACCAGACCACCACCGUCGCCGCCCACGACGCACCCAUUCGACACGUCUUUUAUUGCAACGACUUGGGCAACGGCUCCCCGGCACUCGUCACGGGAUCCUGGGACAAGACCAUCAAGUAUUGGGAUAUCCGCGCCCCCACCGGCACCGCCAUGGGUACCGUCCAGCUCUCAUCAAAAGUCUAUGCCAUGGACGUCCGCGCCCCGCUCUUGGUCGUUGGUACCGCCGAUCGUAAGCUCAGGGUUUACGAUAUCCGCAAGCCGCAAGAAGUCUAUCAUGAGAAGAUAGCCCAGCUGAAGCAUCAGUUUCGAUGUCUCGCUACAUUCCCAGAUCAGGCCGGUUACGCAGUCGGCUCUAUCGAAGGGAGGGUUAGUAUUGAUCAUGUUCAGGAUAAGGAUAGGAAGUUGGACUUUGCCUUCAAGUGUCACAGAGAUGCUGAUAGCAACGUCAUCUAUCCCGUCAAUUCCAUCGCUUUUCAUGAGCAGCACGGCACGUUUGCAACUGCGGGCGGCGAUGGCGGCUUCAACUUUUGGGAUAAGGAUAACAAACAUAGGUUGAAGCAGUUUCAGAGGGUUAAUCAGCCCAUCACCGCAGGCGCUUUCAGCUCAGAUGGCAAUAUUUAUGCUUAUGCCGUGGGUUAUGACUGGAGCAAGGGCGCCCAGCAUCACAAUCCGGCUACUAAUCGAAAGUACAUUUUGCUGCAUGGCGUGCAACAGGCAGAGGUGCGGGGGAAGAAGACGCAAAAGAAGUGA